Messenger RNA from Melanaphis sacchari, 2299 nucleotides. RefSeq names its product proton-coupled amino acid transporter-like protein pathetic. Gene Ontology annotation, biological process: amino acid transmembrane transport. The record is from RefSeq and is a predicted model, not a curated record. Gene Ontology annotation, molecular function: amino acid transmembrane transporter activity. Lineage: Eukaryota; Metazoa; Arthropoda; Insecta; Hemiptera; Aphididae. The coding region runs from base 574 to 2160 and encodes 528 amino acids. The transcript is spliced from 11 exons. Gene Ontology annotation, cellular component: vacuolar membrane.
UCGCCGCCACUACACGCCACCGACAGUUCACAGCGGACCGUACUUCACGACGCACUGCUGCUGCAGCUGUCGAUCAUUGCACUCUGCCGUCGCCUCUACCACCACCAUCUCCACCACUACUAACUACUACUACUACUACUACUACUACUAUUAUUACCACCUGAGUAGUAGGCGUUGCAGCAGUAGCCGACGUGUCUCGGUAUCGUCCGCGUGCGGAUAACAUUAAUAAAAAAUAGACAUCACUCCGCUCUGGGACGCAUAAGUUUUUUUUUUUUUCAUUCAAUUCGAGGCUUAUCCCCCAACGCUCCAACUGUCCCAAGUCCCGACCCUCCCGAGACCCGAGUCCCCGCACGCAUCACGUCCGUUUUUUCUCUUGACCGUGUCGCCGCAAAACUGGUAACAAUUUCGCACCGCCACAGCUACCCGACGUAGUAGUAGCCACGGCACCCAAACGACCGCCGCCGUACCGCACGACCGCCGGCCGCAGCCGCCGCCACUGCUGCACCACUGCAGCGCGCCUUAACGACGACGGACAACCGCACAGCUGCACCAGACCGCACCAGACGCACCGCUAUGUCGCAUCAUUUCGCCGCCGACGGAGACGUCACUGGAGUGCCCCUCAAGUCGACGGUCGGGGUGGGUAUACCUGUCUCGGCCGAAGAUAUAAUCCUACAGACUUUCGACAAUGAUGACAGAAAACUGCAGGUGUGCGGGUCCAUGCGACCGAUUAUUACAGAAUUGGAUAACAACAAAAAGGGAUGUAUUCGAACAGAUGUUGCCGAUCUUGUUAUGGUCAAAUACAAAUGUUCAUCAAACGGAGUACCUAUAACACAAACCAAUGGCUCAACACUUCCGCUGGUUCCAAGUACAAGCAAAGAUGCCGAGUUUGGUGGCUACAAUCCAUUCGAUCAUCGAACAGUCCAAUAUCCGACCACAGAUAUGGAAACAUUUAUACAUUUGCUGAAAGGAAGUCUGGGUUCAGGCAUAUUGGCCAUGCCUUUAGCUUUUAUGAACGCUGGACUAGUAUUUGGGCUUGUCGCAACCGCUGUAAUUGGAUUCGUUUGUACAUAUUGUGUCCACAUACUGGUAAAAUCUUCUCAUAAACUGUGUCGUAGAAUGCAAGUACCAGCAUUGGGAUUUGCUGAUGUUGCAGAAGUUGCCUUCCUCGCUGGGCCUCCAGCUUUCCAUAAAUUUUCAGGUCUUUUCAGAGGCCUCGUUAACACGUUCCUAACCAUUGAUUUGCUUGGUUGCUGUUGUGUUUAUAUUGUUUUUGUUGCAAAAAAUAUAAAACAGGUUAUGGAUGAAUAUGUUUUAGAAUUAAAUGUUAGAUGGUACAUGUUGAUGAUGUUGCCUUUGGUAAUCGCCAUGAAUUUAAUACGUAAUCUAAAGUAUCUGGCUCCAUUUUCAAUGAUUGCAAACUUUUUGGUUGGUAUUUGCAUGACCAUUACAUUCUGGUACGUGUUUCAAGAUGUGCCAUCCACAAAAACUGUACCGUAUAUUACAGAUUGGCACAAAUGGCCACUUUUCUUUGGCACUGCAAUCUUUGCAUUGGAAGGAAUUGGUGUUGUAAUGCCAUUGGAAAACAACAUGAAAACACCACAACAUUUUAUUGGUUGUCCCAGCGUGCUCAACAUUGGCAUGUCCAUUGUUGUGGUUUUGUACUCUACCGUUGGAUUGUUUGGUUUCCUCAAGUAUGGUGAUAAGACUGAAGGCAGCAUAACGUUGAAUUUACCAAAAGAUCAAUUAUUAGCGCAAUCCGUAAAGGUCAUGAUAGCCGUGGCCAUUUUCCUUACAUACAGUCUUCAGUUUUAUGUACCUUUUGAGAUUAUCUGGAAAGGCACUAAGCACCGGUUUACAUCACACCCUGUUCUUUUUGAAUAUUUGCUCAGAGUGUUUUUAGUCGUGUGCACGGUUUGUGUUGCAAUUGCUUGUCCUAACCUGGGCCCAGUCAUAUCGCUCGUCGGAGCACUGUGUCUGUCAUUUUUGGGUCUAAUCUUGCCAAGCUGUAUCGAUCUAGUUACAUGCUGGGAAGAACCUGGAUUAGGCAGAGGAUACUGGCGUCUGUGGAAAAACUUGGCCAUUAUAAUGUUUGGCAUUUUGGGAUUAGUUACUGGUGUUUACUCUAGCGUACUCGACAUCAUCGUACAGUUCAAUCAGUGAGCGUGCACACAAGUAAUGAUUUCAAUUACAAAAGGACAGCAGCGACACAACUCUCAUACAGACAGAACAGCAAUAUUAGCGUUGUCAAUUACAGCUUUAGUGUCCAGUAAAAUUGUUUUUUAACAAAAAAAAAAAAAAC